This is a messenger RNA of Carya illinoinensis, 373 nucleotides long. Its product is annotated as 40S ribosomal protein S28-like. Gene Ontology annotation, biological process: maturation of SSU-rRNA; ribosomal small subunit assembly; translation. Gene Ontology annotation, cellular component: cytosolic small ribosomal subunit; ribosome. The record is from RefSeq and is a predicted model, not a curated record. The transcript has a single exon. NCBI's taxonomy places the organism in Eukaryota, Viridiplantae, Streptophyta, Magnoliopsida, Fagales, Juglandaceae. Bases 1 to 201 code for a protein of 66 amino acids. Gene Ontology annotation, molecular function: structural constituent of ribosome.
AUGAAAUCUCAAGUGAAGCAUGUUGUGAUGGUGGAAGUUAUGGGUCGAACUGGAUCCAGGGGUCAGGUGACUCGGGUGAUCAGAGUCAAGUUUCUGGAUGACCAGAACCGGUUCAUUAUGAGGAAUGUCAAGGGACCAGUGAGGGAAGGCGACAUCCUUACCUUACUCGAGUCUGAAAGAGAAGCGAGAAGAUUGCGAUGAUGGGCGGCGCAUUGGUUCACCACCUCAAUGUUACCGCUUUCUUCUAGUAGUUAGUAAAUGGUACUUAUUUGCAUCGGUGUGGUUGAAUUUUGAUAUGGAUGUUGAAAUUUUCUUUGUUGGAAACACUUGGUUUGAUUAUGCACUUGGAAUCUAAUACUCUUUUGAACUUUAA